Molecule: messenger RNA, 1515 nt
Organism: Raphanus sativus (radish)
Lineage: Eukaryota; Viridiplantae; Streptophyta; Magnoliopsida; Brassicales; Brassicaceae
Product: cyclin-B1-3
Exons: 7
Coding region: 123-1346 (407 amino acids)
Biological process (GO): mitotic cell cycle phase transition; regulation of cyclin-dependent protein serine/threonine kinase activity
Cellular component (GO): nucleus; cyclin-dependent protein kinase holoenzyme complex; cytoplasm
Molecular function (GO): cyclin-dependent protein serine/threonine kinase regulator activity
Source: RefSeq, a predicted model, not a curated record
UAAGAAGCAUUCUCAAUCUCUUUCUCCUUCAUCUACAGCGAAUAAUCAAAACAAUCAAACAAAAAAGACAGAAAGAAAGAAACUAGGGUUUACUAAACAAACAUAACUUGAAGAAGAAGAUCAUGGCGACGAGAAGAGUUAUUCCUCAACAAGUUCGAGGUGAUGAUCCCGUCGUCGCGGAAGCAAAGAACCGUCGCGCUCUUGGUGACAUCGGGAACAUCGCUUCUCUUCUUCCCGGAGUCGAAGCCGGAAAAGUUAAUCGCCCCUUGACCCGUAACUUCCGUGCCCAGUUGCUUGAAAACGCUAACAAAAAGCAAAUCAAUGUAGCCAAGAAACUAGAAGCGGUUCAAAGGAAAACAAGAGCUGUCGUUAAGCCUCCUCCGCAGCAGACUCAUGAAGUGAUUGUGAUCAGUCCUGAUACUAACGAGGUUGCUAAAGCUAAACACGAUGCUGCGUCGUCCAAGAAGAAAGUUACUUACACUUCCGUUCUCAAUGCUCGAAGCAAGGCUGCUUCCAAGACUCUUGAUAUUGAUUCCGCGGACAAAGACAAUGACCUUGCUGCUGUGGAGUAUGUUGAGGACAUGUACUCUUUCUACAAAGAAGUCGAGAAUGAGAGCAAGGCUCAGAUGUAUAUGCAGACACAGACUGAGAUCAACGAGAAGAUGAGAUCUAUCCUUGUAGACUGGCUUGUAGACGUUCAUGUCAAGUUUGAUCUCUCCCCUGAGACUCUUUACCUCACCAUCAACAUAAUCGAUCGGUUCCUGUCUCUCAAAACUAUCCCGAGGAGAGAGCUACAGCUUCUAGGCGUUAGUGCUUUGCUCAUUGCCUCCAAAUACGAAGAGAUCUGGCCUCCUCAGGUGAAUGAUUUGGUGUAUGUGACAGACAACACGUACCAGAGCAAGCAGAUUCUAGUGAUGGAGAAAACCAUUUUGGGGUGUCUGGAGUGGUACCUGACGGUUCCGACGCAGUAUGUGUUCCUCGCGAGGUUCAUCAAGGCCGCGGUUCCUGACCCGGAGAUGGAGAGCAUGGUUCACUUCUUAGCUGAGUUGGGUCUGAUGCACUACGACGCUUUGAAGUUCCGCCCUUCGAUGCUGGCUGCUUCAGCAGUCUACACCGCGAGAUGCUGCUUGAACAAGACCUCGGUUUGGACUGAAACUCUCGAGUUCCACACUGGAUACUCUGAACAUGAGCUCAUGGACUGCUCGAAGCUAUUAGCAUACAUUCACUCGAGAGUUGGGGAGAGCAAGCUGCGAGCUGUGUUCAAGAAGUAUUCGAAAGCUGAAAGAUGUGCUGUUGCUUUGGUUUCACCAGCAAAGUCUGUUUUGUCUUCUACGCCUGCUCCUUGAAGACGUCUUGAAAGAAUUUGGAUGUGUUUUUAGAUCUCUCUCUGAUCUUUUGGAUGUGUAGUAUACGUUUUCCUGUUGAGAACUGAUAUCAAUAUUAAUGAAUUCUUAUUGUACUAGAAUCGUUUUGGUCUUCUAUAUGAUAUUUGAAUUGGAAUUUGUUCGUUCAUAA